UACCUGCGCGGCCGCGGCCUCACCUGGAGCGGCGCGUUGUUACGGGCGGGUCGUGGCGCGGCGCUCGGUGGCGGCGGGGCCAUGUGCGGGUCGCGCUGCGGGCUCUGCCCGCUCCUCCUUCUCCUGCUGUUCGCCGCCGCCCCGGCUCGGCCGUGCUCCCCCCCGGGGCCGCGCCGCGGGUCGCUCCCGGCUCCAGCGACCUUUGGGGACGGCGCGGUGCUGUUUGACAUCGAGGAGCCCCACGUCGGGCCGCCCCGGGAUGGCAGCAGCCCGCGGGUCCCCGCGCGGAGCAGGCGCUCCCUGCAGGAGGUCCCCGAUGUCCCCCUUGCUCACGUCGCUCUGAGGAGGCAGAAGAGGGAUUGGGUGAUCCCUCCCAUCAAAGUUCCCGAGAACGAGAGGGGUCCCUUCCCCAAAAACUUGGUUCAGAUCAAAUCCAACCGGGACCGGGAGGCAAAGAUUUUCUACAGCAUCACCGGGCAGGGGGCGGAUGCUCCCCCCGAGGGCAUCUUCACCAUUGAGAAGGAGACAGGUUGGAUGAAGGUGACGCAGCCGCUGGACCGGGAGCACAUUGACAAGUACCAUCUCUACUCCCACGCCGUGUCCGAGAAUGGCAAACCCGUGGAGGAGCCGAUGGAGAUCAUAGUGACGGUGACGGACCAAAACGACAACAAGCCCCAGUUCACACAGGAGGUGUUCCGGGGCUCCGUGCCUGAAGGCGCGCUGCCAGGCACUUCGGUGAUGCAGGUGAAUGCCACGGAUGCUGAUGAUGAUGUGGAGACCUACAAUGGUGUCAUCGCCUACUCCAUCCUCAGCCAGGAGCCGCGGGAGCCCCAUCCCCACAUGUUCACCGUCAACCGCGCCACCGGCACCCUCAGCGUCAUCGCCAGCGGCCUCGACCGGGAGCGCGUGCGGGAGUACACGCUGACCAUGCAGGCGGCCGACCUGGACGGGCAGGGGCUGACCACGACGGCGCUGGCUGUGAUUGAGAUCACAGAUGUCAAUGACAACGCCCCGGAGUUUGACCCCAAAACGUAUGAGGCGGCUGUGCCAGAGAAUGAAGCUGAGCUGGAGGUGGCCCGGUUGGUCACCACGGACCAGGAUGAGCCACAGACACCAGCAUGGCGUGCCGUGUACUCCAUUGUGCGGGGCAACGAGGGCGGUGCCUUCGCCAUCACCACUGACCCUGCCAGCAACGAGGGUGUCCUGCGCACGGCCAAGGGUCUGGACUACGAGGCCAAGCGGCAGUUUGUGCUCCAUGUGGCUGUGGUCAAUGAAGCCCCCUUUGCCAUCAAGCUGCCCACAGCCACAGCCACAGUGACGGUCAAUGUGGAGGAUGUGAAUGAGGCUCCUGCCUUCGACCCACCGCUGCGGCUGGCCCAAGUGCCAGAGGAUGUGCCGCUGGGGCAGCCCCUUGCCUCCUAUACAGCACAGGACCCUGACAGAGCCCAGCAGCAGCGCAUCAAGUAUGUGAUGGGCAGUGACCCCGCGGGCUGGCUGGCCGUGCACCCUGAGAACGGCCUCAUCACAGCACGGGAACAGCUGGACCGUGAGUCCCCGUUCACCAAGAACAGCACCUACAUGGCCGUGCUGCUGGCUGUGGAUGACGGAUUGCCACCCGCCACAGGCACUGGCACGCUGCUCCUCACCCUGCUGGAUGUCAAUGACCACGGCCCUGAGCCCGAGCCCCGCGACAUCGUCAUCUGUAACCGCAGCCCUGUGCCCCAGGUGCUGACCAUCACCGACCGGGACCUGCCUCCCAACACCGGGCCCUUCCGUGCAGAGCUGAGCCACGGCUCUGGGGACAGCUGGGCGGUGGAGGUUGGCAGUGGAGGUGACACCGUUGCCUUGUGGCUGACGGAGCCCCUGGAGCAGAACCUGUACAAUGUCUACCUGCGGCUCUUCGACCGCCAGGGCAAGGACCAGGUCACUGUCAUCAGAGCACAAGUGUGUGACUGCCAGGGCAGGGUGGAGAGCUGUGCUCAGAAGCCACGGGUGGAUACCGGUGUGCCCAUCGUGCUCGCCGUGCUGGGCGCUGUGCUGGCCCUGCUGCUUGUGCUGCUGCUGCUGCUUCUCCUGGUGAGGAGGAGGAAGGUGGUGAAGGAGCCGCUGUUGCUGCCUGAGGAUGACACGAGGGACAACAUCUUCUACUAUGGGGAGGAAGGUGGGGGUGAGGAGGACCAGGACUCACGAACCUGAUGCCAGCUGCACCGCGGCCUGGACGCCCGCCCUGAGGUGAUCCGCAAUGACGUGGCCCCCACCGCUGAUGGCCGCCCCCCAGUACCGCCCCGGCCGGCCAACCCCGAUGAGAUCGGAAACUUCAUCGAUGAGAACCUGAAGGCGGCUGACACGGACCCACGGCCCCCCCCUACGACUCCGCUGCUGGUGUUCGACUACGAGGCGGAGGUCGGAGCCACCUCGCUAGCUCCCUCAAUCUCCUCCGCCUCCGACCAGGACCAGGACUACGACUACCUCAACGAGUGGGGCAACCGCUUCAAGAAGCUGGCGGAGCUCCUAUGGCGGUGGGGAGACGAUGACUAGCCCCCAACCAGCGCUGCUGCUGCCCAAAGCCUUACCCUGCCCGUGCCUUGGGGCCGCGCUGCCCUCUCCUGCACUCCCUGUGCUGUUUGAAGCAGCCUUGGCUUCCUCCUGUGUGUUUCAACUUUUUUUUUUUAAGCAACUAUGAAUUUGAUGUAGUGGGGUGGUAUCAGGGUGGUACCGUUGUGGUACCGGGGUGGUAUCAGGGUGGUACUGUUGUGGUACCAGGAUGGUACCAGCGGGCUGAGCUGGGGCUGUAGAAGUUUUAGGGAAGUUUUAAUAAAGGAUGUGGUUUUCCUUUUUCCUUUUUUAAGA
Coturnix japonica (Japanese quail) is the source of this 2850-nucleotide messenger RNA. Its product is annotated as B-cadherin. Gene Ontology annotation, biological process: homophilic cell-cell adhesion; cell-cell adhesion mediated by cadherin; cell morphogenesis. Gene Ontology annotation, cellular component: cytoplasm; catenin complex; plasma membrane. The record is from RefSeq and is a predicted model, not a curated record. NCBI's taxonomy places the organism in Eukaryota, Metazoa, Chordata, Aves, Galliformes, Phasianidae. Gene Ontology annotation, molecular function: beta-catenin binding; cadherin binding; calcium ion binding.